This is a messenger RNA of Symbiodinium necroappetens, 951 nucleotides long. The record is from the annotation of a GenBank genome assembly. Lineage: Eukaryota; Dinophyceae; Suessiales; Symbiodiniaceae.
AUGCUGAAAAUUGCGAUUGCCUCCUCGAGUGAUUUGCUUGGCCGCGAUAGCGCGGCGGGGCCUCUGACGAUUGAGGAUCCAGACGCCUUUGAUCCACCAGUUGCGGCGGCUGCUCGAGAUGCUGCUGCAGCUGCUGACGGUGCAUUCUGGAGCCCUUCAGGGGCACUGAUGUGCCCGGGCCUGAAGCACCUAUGUUCCAACAUAGAGGGCGAUGUUUUGAGAAAGCUCGCCAACUUCAAGCAGUUCCAGGAGCAGCUCAAGGCGGCGAACACGCUGCUCCAUCAGAAGUAUUAUCGCGACCGAUUGAAGGAGCUCUUCAAGUCGCACCCUGCGGAGCAGCUGUUUAAGUAUCACGAUGGAGGCAAUCUUAUCGUCUGGAGAUGGGGCUCGCUGGUUGAAGUGUGCAAAGCGAUGCACAAGCGAGAAGGGGCGCUCCGAUCGAAGUGGAGUCUGCAGAAGUUCCUUGCUGUGCCGCAGUCGUUUUCUGGCGCGGCGGAGGCACACAAUCCGGAAGGCGCCGGCCCCGACGAUGAUGCAGAUCAGUCGCAGCAGCACUUGCGCACGGAGCAUCAACUCCUCCAGCUCGCUGACAAAGCAUGGACUUCGCCCUUCUUUUGGGCAUGCGUGCCACUGGGAUUUGCUUAUGUAAUGCGAGGAGUCUUUGACAGCUUCUUGGAUUCCACCUUGGCUUCAGUGGCUAGCUUUUUUUUGUCUGCGGAGCUGGCCUGGGCGAAGGGAGUCCUGAAUGGAACGCUUUGGCAUCGGUCGGCAGCACGAAAGUUUAUCGACAAAUACGAGUCAUCAAGCACGGAUCCUCUUACAGCUUUCGCCAAAAGGCCAUUUCUGGACGACUUCCUGGCCGGAGCAAGCCUCGGCGAUCCUGAGAUGACUCCGUUGCGUCAAUGGCUUGGUGCUCUGCGCUUGGUGCGAAUUGUCGAGCGGGCCACCGAA